AAGCCAUCUCCAUGCUCUUCUUAUGCUGUUAUCUUCGUUUUGUUUCUUAGAGAUGCAGGAAGCUGCACAAAGGGAAUUUGAUUACUUUUCUUUAUCUCUUCUAUGGCCUGGUACUCUUUGUCAGAAGACGCAGCGUUGUUGUUCGUCAAACGGAUGUUGCAGAAAGUUUCAUCCUUGGUUGGAACACUUGAGAAGUAUUGGCCUUCUUUAACAUGUGAUGCUUUCUCAACAUGUGAGGGUGGAAAAGGAUUAUUUUGGGCUCAUGAGUGGGAAAAGCAUGGAACUUGUUCUUUUCCAGUAAUCCAAGAUGAGUACAGUUAUUUCAUAACAACCCUCAAUCUCUACUUCAAAUAUAAUGUCACGAAAGUUUUGAGCGAGGCUGGAUAUGUACCUUCAAGUUCUCAAAAAUAUCCUUUAGAAGGGGUUGUUUCUGCCAUUGAGAAUGCUGUGGGGGCUUCCCCAUUAUUGGUUUGCUCAGAUGGUGCUGUGGAAGAACUUCAUAUAUGCUUCUCUAAAAACCUGAAGCCUCGUAAUUGUAUAACCGACUCCAGAAGCACUUGUCCUCAACAUAUAACUUUUCCUGGCCCUGUGCCAUUAAGGUCUGAAAACUGCAUCACUGAGGUCACAGAGUUAUCUGAGAAUGAAACUUAAGCUCAUUGCAGUAUCAGUUGAUAAAGGUCUAUAAUUUGUGCAGUAAAAUUUGACGAGAAUUGAUCUGAUAAAACCCAUGGAUAAAUAGAUCGGAAUGUUGGUACACUUUCUGCUGUUAGAAGUUUUUCUUAAUGGGCAGUGCAGGAAAUUUCUGGUGACACACAUGGUGGGGAAUAUCGAUGUUUUGAAAACCAUA
Messenger RNA from Nelumbo nucifera (sacred lotus), 847 nucleotides. Lineage: Eukaryota; Viridiplantae; Streptophyta; Magnoliopsida; Proteales; Nelumbonaceae. The record is from RefSeq and is a predicted model, not a curated record.